AUGGUGGUGGGAGGGGGUAAAGGCGGAGUUAACCGCUGCGCACGCGCAGAGGGAGUCUCUGACGCCGGCUGGCCCCGUUGCCCUGACCAGCGAUGGCGGAGCGCGUGGAUGGUGGGAGGAAGGCGCUCGAGAGGCGGCGGAAGUGAUACCUGCCUCCUCUUGGUUGGGCGAGAACGAGGGGCGGAAGACGCCGGCGAGGCUGAGCGCGGGAGGGGGGCGAGCCUUGCUCCCGUUGCCAGGUAAAAGGAGCACGGGGGGGGGGCAAGUGAUCUUUGGGCUUUUUGGGGGGGGAUUGACCUUUCGUCCCCCAUUUGAGUUGCGGGGCUUGUUCUGUGAGGUUUUGCUUCAGGCUGGAGGGGCUUAUGUAAUGCCAAACUGAACUUGGUCCCAGGCAUUGGGCUACCUCAUGGCUGACCUCCUCUGACACGUUUCUUCACAUUUAUUUACUGCAUCGAGGUUUAUUGGUUUGUUUUUUUAAAGUAGCUGUUGUAAAUCUUCUAGCUGUGGGACAGGCAGGUCGCUCGCCCUCAGUCAAGACACUUGCUCCUGGGGUGCCCUACCAAAAUAAAAACCCCCAAAAACCCAACAGGAUUGGGUGCAACAGACAAAUUAAAAGGGGCUUGUGCUGUAGUCCGCUUGGAGCAAACCCAAAGUACGUUGGACGCAGCUGCCAAGCCCCUCUCUUUCCUCUUCCUUUUUUCCUGAUCUCUCCUUGGGAAUCUUUUUAGGAAAGGUCAGUUGCGAACAUUGUUGUUGUUGUUUGUUCCUGCCAGCCUGGAAUCCUGGCUCGGAAGAAUGCAGCUCAGACAGGAUCAGCUUGGGCCCCACCAACUCUUCUGAAUCUUUCAGGGAGCUUGUUUCAGCAAAAGCACCUAUUAAGACCCUCAGACUGAAAUCAGCAAAAAGUUUCGACGGCAGAGUCCAGCCUAAAGCUGCCAACUUAGAAUUAAUAGGGAAAUUUGACUCUUCCAAACUGGGGCUUAGUGAUGAUUUCAUUUCACUUUAAAAUUGUAUAACCUACCACGUUUCUGUAUUACUACACACAAGGCAAUUUGGGAUUGGCUAGCUCCCUCUUUGAGUUGCAGUUAUCUUUCUUUUUUUUGUCAGUUCAUUCCCAGGUGGAAGUGUUUCGUGUUUCCUCUGGUUGGAUCUUUUAUAGUUUGUCUGGAUUUCAUUUUAAGUCACACUCUGAAUAGGAAUGUGGUGUAUCUUGAAUGUGGGAGAGAGGGUUUCUGGCCACGCUUUGGACAAAUGCACACUUGCCAGUUGAGGUUGGGCUUCAUAGAAUCAUAGAGUUGGAAGGGACCGCAAGGCAGCUGUCCCAUACGGGGAUCAAACGUGCAACCCUUCACUGCAGAACUAGGGUGGUAUUCAACUAAGCUUUACUCAGAGUAGACCCAAAUAAAAAAGGUUUUCAAAAAGUGAAAAAGAUCCUCUAGAUCUGUUGCCAGUAUUGCUUCGGAGGGUAUGGUCCCUGGCCCAUAAAGCUUGUGUUUCCAAUAAACAUAUUAUUGUUGAAGAUUCCACGGAGCUCUCUGCUAUUUGAGGUGUAUUCAUUAUGCAGAAUAGGAAGUCUUUCAUCACACUGCAUUUCUGGCAAAGUGCAUGCUCCAUAUAUUGCAUGGAGCUGACAGUUCCAGCAGCUCAGAGAUACACACCCAGUGUUUUUCUAGGUCAGUAUGGCACAGUUGGGGUGGGACUGUUAUGGUUUCCUCCUCUCUGGAGAAGCUAGUCACAAUCCGGUUACUAGUCAAUUUCACUUGAGUUUGACACACUAACUUGCAGGUCACAGGGUAAAAUGUGAGCCUUCACUACAAAGCACUUGAAGGCUGCAGACACUUUAUAAGACUUUCAAGAGAUCAUUUGUUUUAUGAAUAUUGCCUAUAAGGAUCAGCACUGAAGGAAAAUGGUACUGAUUUUUCUAAUCCGGAGAAAUUAACAUUUGGACAGGGGGAUAAAGGGAAUGCAUAAAAUUUAAUGCAACAUCUGAUUGGCCACUGUGAAAACAGGAUUCCUGCUUUACUAAUCUAAUUUGCUGUUUUGUCCCCCUCAUUUGAUUAAAUUUAACAGUCUAUUUUCAUAAUAAUGCAUAUUAUUUCUUAUCUUCUUUAUUUUAGCAAUGGUGAAUUGUAUGGGAGAUGGUUUUUUCCUGUCUCUAGGAUUAUAACAGCUAGUCAUAAAAUCACUUUAUCCUGGAGUAUGAUUGAAAUAUUGUAUGGCAGAAUUGAAUUACACUUUUUGAACAUGGAUACAAAAGGCGCAGAAGUUCAAAAGGCUUAAAUAUACACAUGUUAAUUGUGGAUGACAUGAUUUUUUGAUGAUUGGGUUUCUCUACAACAAGGAAGCAAAGCUUGAUAAUGAUGGUUAUUUAUUACAUUAUAUUGUAAGUCACUUUGAGUUUACACGUUGUGAAAAAGAGACUAAUAAGUCCUGUGAAUAACAAUAAAAUAUUAAUGUUUAAUUUAUUAGUUGCCUCUUACAAAAUUUUAAGCGUAUAAAGUAUAAAAUUAUAAAGUGUAUAAAGUACCAAAUAAGAAACAAUGCCUUACAAUAAAAUUUGUACAAAAUAGACUUAAUAAAAGAGCAAAAACUUAUAACCAACAAACAGCAAAAACAUCUUAAUCCAUCAUAUCUCUGGGGAAAGAAAUAAGUUUUUACCUGUCACCAAAAGGAUGUUAAAGAUGUCACCAUCUAGACCUCACUGGGGACAGCAUUCCACUAGUAAGGAGCCACAACUGAAAAGGCCCUAUUCCUUGUUGAGACACUUUAAACCUUCCUCAGAGGCAGUACCUGAAGGAGGGGCUAAGAUGAAGAUUGAAGAGUUUGAGUAGUUUCAUAUCGGAAGAGAUACAGAACCUCAAAGAUAUUGGUCCGUAAAGCCAUAUAAUGCUUUGUAGACCAAAGUCAUCACAUUGAAUUAGGCUCAGAAAUGUGCUUGGUGUUGGAAGUCCAGCCUUCUGUAAAGGUACACUUAGUAGUACGGUGGUACCUCGGGUUAAGUGAGAGCCAGUGUGGUGUAGUGGUUAAGAGCGAUAGACUCCUAAUCUGGGGAACCGGGUUCGCAUCUCCGCUCCUCUACAUGCAGCUGCUGGGUGACCUUGGGCUGGUCACACUUCUUUGAAGUCUCUCAGCCCCACUCACCCCACAGAGUGUUUGCUGUGGGGGAGGAAGGGAAAGGAGAAUGAUAGCCGCUUUGAGACUCCUUCUGGUAGUGAUAAAGUGGGAUAUCAAAUCCAAACUCUUCUUAAGUACUUAAUUCGUUCUGGAGGUCCGUUCUUAACCUGAAACUGUUCUUAACCUGAAGCACCACUUUAGCUAAUGGGGCCUGCCACGCCGCCGGAGCACGAUUUCUGUUGUCAUCCUGAAGCAAAGUUCUUAACCUGAGGUACUAUUUCUGGGUUAGCAGAGUCUGGAGCCUGAAGCGUCUGUAACCUGAGGUACCACUGUAGUGCUAGUAGUAGAAAUAAUUUGCAGAUACCUACAGUAAAUAUCCCUGCUAUUGGAUCCAUACCUAGUACUUUGAAAUUCUUGCAGUACUUUUGAACAAGCAUGUGGAAAUUCAUUUCCCACAGUACAAUACCACUGGGAAAGGCAGCAGAGGAGUAUCUUUCUCAGCUGUCAUAUCUCCAGCUGUCAUCACCUCCAUUGACUGCCAAGAGAAGGUACCUUGGAUGCUCUUGUGUGGAAUGCAAAGCGUUGUGGGAACAUCUGGAAUCCCUUCUCUCUGUGGAGGGGCCUAUGCCCAGGAACGUUCAUUUCCAUUUGUGGGGGAGAGAUGGGAGAGGGGAAUAAAACUCUCCUUGCAAAUGACACCAUUGAUGUAUUGCCUUGGUUGCUGAAUGUAUUUGGACUUGCUUGGAUUGGGAGUUAAAUUUCACUUUCUCUUAACAUCUGUACCAUUUACUCUUUCAGUUGCAUAAUGGCAGACACUAAUCCCUCCCCCCUGAAACACUUUGUGCUGGCUAAGAAGACGAUUACUGCCAUUUUUGAAGAGCUCCUGGAUUAUGUUACGGAAGGAACGCAUUUUGUUGAAGGUUAGUUUUUAGUUGGAGAGGGGCAGGGAAUAUAUGUUUUUGCAGCAGCAGGAAAACACUGAGAACCAUUCCUUCUCUCACACAGCAUGUGUAGGUAGUAUCUAAGAAUGCUUCACCAUAAUCUGUUGAGGGCAGGUUUGGUUAGAGAGUCCGUCGUCUGUUUUGAUUCUGCCUGGCUUGAAAUACAAUCGAGUUACUGUUAGCAUGGUAAACUUGGGAGUGAAGAAGUUGGCAAAAAUGAUGAUUAGGGGCUCAACACACAUUGUAAAACUAGAAAAGGGCUUAGCGGUUUGUUCUGCCACUUAACUAUCGAAUUUGGUCCCACAAGGUGCAAUGAUGACUAUCAACCUGGGUGGCUUUAAAAGAGGAUUAGACAGGUUCACUGAGGAUAAGGCUUUCAGUGGCUACUAGACACUUCGGCUAUAUUCUACCUCCACUGGAAGAGGCAGCGUGCUUCUGAAUACCAGUUGCUGGAAAUCACCAGUGGAGAGGGCAUUGCUGCAUGUGGGUCUUGCUUGUGGGCUUUACGUAAAGGUAAAGGGACCCCUGACCAUUAGGUCCAGUCGUGGCCGACUCUGGGGUUGCGGCGCUCAUCUCGCUUUAUUGGCCGAGGGAGCCAGCGUACAGCUUCCAGGCCAUGUGGCCAGCAUGACUAAGCUGCUUCUGGCGAACCAGAGCAGCACACGGAAACGCCGUUUACCUUCCCGCCAGAAGGUACCUUCCCACCUAUUUAUCUACUUGCACUGGCGUGCUUUUGAACUGCUAGGUUGGCAGGAGCAGGGACCGAGCAAUGGGAGCUCACCCUGUCACGGGGAUUCAAACCGCCGACCUUCUGAUCGGCAAGUCGUAGGCUCUGUGGUUUAACCCACAGCGCCACCCGCUUUACCUUUUUUGGUUUGGUCCCAUAGGGCUCAUGACUUCCCUACCUGCUUUGCCUCACUUGAUUCAAUUGGCUCAGCUGCUCUGAUGGGCCUGGGCAAGCAGCAGUUUGCAGCCCUUCUGACAGCUGUUAGCUACUUUGAUACCACAGAAGAGCUUGGGCUGCCUUGGGGCAUGCAGUUGAGUGCCAAGGAUUUAUUUGGCAACCCAUUCAGAUUCUGAGAUCCCUGAACAGCAUCUGGUAAAUGAAAAUUUCUCUGAGUGCUACCUAUCCUCAGUGCGCUUUCGAACAUUGGUGUAAACUGGCUGAUUAUUUGGAGCCUUCCAAGGGCAUGCAGGAGGAAGACCUAUGCUGCUUAUCUGAUUAAUAGGGGAAGAGUGUUGGGUCACGUAACUUUGGUAAAGAUACGAAAAGGAAACAGAAAUCCUUAAAUGUUUUCCUAUUUGGAGAACAGAAAUCUAGAAUCAAAUCCAGUAAUCAAGAAGGAACUUCUUGACAUGCCUUGAUUUUUGGCCAUCUAGUUAGAAAUGAUUAGAGUAGAAAUGCCUUCCUUCGUUCAUGGGUACUGGGUCUUGAUCCCUCAUUGCACAAAUUGUCCCAUUGGAUUAAGGAAGCACUGCUGUGCAUAGCAGCCAGUUGUGUCAUUGUGACAUUGUCCCAUUUAAUGGCAGAAACUUACAAAAACCCGCAACUUGAAGAUAUAGCCACCAAGGAUGAACUGGCAAAAAUAGAGGAGUACAAGAAGAAGCUGGCAGUCAUUGGUGGGGUACUCGCACGAAGACACAUGAAAGUAGCUUUUUUUGGCAGGUAAGUGUUAAAUGACUCUUAUUUGGGAUCAGUGUGUAAAAUUACGGUUGCAAUCUGCCAGGAGCCUCUUCUGAACAAAUCUCAUAGAAAUGAGUGGUGCAAUAAGCACUGAAGCGUUCCACUGUCUCAUCAGUCCCUAAAGCAACCUUGCAAGGCCGUUCAGAAUCAUUCAUACCCAUACUGCAGAUAGGUUGAGUAAGGCUGAGAGAUUGUGAGUUUCCCAACUACUGAGCUCAGCGGAGAUGACAGUUUAGCUGCAGACCUCCUGGUUCACAGUUCACCUUUAUUUUAAUGCUGUUCAUGGGAGGUCUUUGUUUUUAGGUCUUCUCCUCCUCCUCUCCCCUUUCUCGUUGUUUGGGAAAGUUUCACUGGGGAGGCAAUCAGGCUGCUAACACUAUCUGUCCCCUCUCCCCAAGAGCUGCUCUUGCUUUGAAUGAGAAUUAAGAUUCAUAAUCUGACUUCCCGUAAGUUGUGUCUUGAACAACCUGGGAGAACAAAAGCAAAGUAAAGCAGCCUUGGGAAGUUUCCCAAAGCUGGAGAACGAGAAGGCUAUUUGAACAGUGGCCCCAAAGAAAGAGCCUUUGUCUAAUGAUUUCACCAGAGUAUAGAAGAAAACACAGUGUGCUAGUACGUAUAUAAUUCAGCUUCCAAAGAGGCUCUGUUUUCAUUUAUGAAUUCAUUUCAUGAUUUCAUAAAAUCAUCUUUCUGUCUGCAAUGUUUGCAAAACGAUACUUUUAAAGCCUGUAGAUGUUGCUUGGCUAGAUCUCUGAAGAGUCGAAUAAAUGUCCAAGGUUUUAUGGCUUCAUUUCUCUGCCUUGUUCAGCGCCCCUCUCAGAAUGAAUUCUGUGGAAUAACACAAAAUUUAUGGGGUGGGGUAUGAAUCGUACCAACGAACUCAGUUGGCUUAACCUUUGCAUGGCAUAAUUAAGCUUUAAAUUUUUUUUAAAAAGUGACGUUUUGAUUUCUUGGGCUAGAUUUUUAAUUUAGCAUGGCGUGUUCUCACUCGGUUUGAAACCUGGCAGUUUAACACUGUGCUUGCCCUCCUUUGCAGAACCAGCAGCGGAAAGAGUUCUGUCAUCAAUGCCAUGCUGUGGGACAGAGUGCUCCCCAGUGGCAUCGGGCACACAACCAACUGUUUCCUCAGUGUGGAAGGGACAGAUGGCGAUAAGGCUUACCUCAUGACUGAGGGCUCGGAUGAAAAGAAAAGUGUGAAGGUACGGAUUCUCUGGCUUAUAAACUGGUGUCCAGAAACCUUAUUAAAAGGACUACACAUGUACACUCGUUUCUUACCUGUCAUCCUUUAUUUUUCCCUCUGCCACUCAGAAGAAUAUGUUCCAAGUUUUAAGAAGUAGUUGUCCUAUGCCAGUUUUUUCAGAAUUUAUUCUCUACUGCACAGAACAAUAAGGGCAAAAAUCUUUUUUUAAAAAAAAAUCUAAAACAGCCAGGUUUGUGUCCUCGGACUACAACUCCCAUCAGCUGCAUGUGCUGGCUGCUCCAGAUGGGAGUUGUAGUCCAAAACAUCUAGAGGGCACCAGUUUGGCAAAGGCUGAUGCAGAAGACGCUAAAAAUGAGGCAUUUGGGAGGACAGGAGUUAACGCAGAGAUUUGGAAAGUUCAAUUUCUGUUACAGAAGACAAACACAAAUGUCCCUACAUACUCGUUAAUUUCUUUUGCUUUCAUUUAUUUCAAGAUAUUUGUGUCCUUCUUUUCAUGCAAACUUCACAUAGCUGUUUGCAUUAGAAUACUAAAACCAUAAGCAUCAAUUAAAACUGUAUAAUAAAACAGCAAAGACAAGUUAUAGUGGGGGUGAGAAUCUUUUUAAAAAUAAGAGUUCUCUCCUCGGAGCAAGAUGGUUCUUGAGGAGCCUUGUGAGUGGCAGUCAGGGGAGGAAGAGGGGUCCAGCUGAACUACUGGAGGCUGUCAGGAGCUCAUCCUACUCUCGAGUAGGACCCUGGCAGAGACAUGUUCUCUCCCUCCUGGUCGAUCGUUUGGGAGCUUCAAAAGCUUUCUUCAGCCCAAACAUCACAGCGACUGAUGCCAACAGACACCGGCACACUUAGGGAUCCGCAGAGUCUUCGCAGCUUGCGUAACAGACCUCAGCAACUCAGCAUUUUGGCUAACCUACUUUAUUUACAUAUAAACACACACAGAGCACUGCAACAUGGCUCCCUCUCUUUCUCUAGAAUCAGACAGCAAAGAGAAAAAGAACAAAGGACAAUAGUCCCACUUCACGGAACACAGUAACACAAACAUCCUGUCUCCAUCACUUCCCACUCUGUGGAGUCAAAACAUACACCGUCAUGUGAAAGACAACAAUCCCAUGACUGCAGUCAUGGAGCAGGAAUUCUAACAGAUGCUACAUGGUGGACACCUCACUUGCCUAUUAUCCAGUAUGUGUUUCUGGAUUUUGGGGGAAGGGCCUUAGGACCAGCGUGGGAAAGGUGUGUCCCUCCAGAUGCUGCUGAACUACAACUGUCAUCAUCCCCUAGCUAUUGGUCACGCUUGCUGGGGCUGAUGGGAGUUGUGGUUCAGCAACAUCUGGAGCGCCAAUCAUCUCCCAUGCCUGCUUUGGAAGGAAGGUAAGAACGUGUGGAGCAAAUGAGGGCAAUUUGAAUUUUCAAAGUAAGGGGAUAUGGGAUGGUGAAUCAUUGAAUACACACAGAGAAACGUAGCUGAGGAGAGGCCAAACCUCUAUUAUAUGUAAGAGUUCUGCACUUAUAUAUGAAAAGAAGUAAUAAUAAUAAUAAUAAUAAUAUUUAUACCCCGCCCAUCUGGCUGGGCUUCCCCAGCCACUCUGGGCAGCUUACAGCCCAUUAAAAAAUGCAAAACAUCAGACAUUUAAAAAUUCCUGGUACAAGGCUGCCUUCAGAUGUCUUCUGAAAGUCAGAUAGUUAUUUAUUUCCUUGACAUCUGAUGGGAGGGUGGGCGCCACUACUGAGAAGGCCCUCUGCCUGGUUCCCUGUUACUUCACUUCUCGCAGCAAGGGAACCACCAGAAGGCCCUCGGAGCUGGACCUCAGUGUCUGGGCUAAACGAUGGGGGUGGAGACGCUCCUUCAGGUAUACCGGGCUGAGGCUGUUUAGGGCUUUAAAGGUCAGCACCAAUACUUCGAAGGGUGCUCGGAAACGUACUGGGAGCCAAUGUAGGUCUUUCAGGACCGGUGUAAACUCCCAACAGCUUAUUUAGGAAUGCUGGUCCUUCAAUUACCAUGCCAGCUUAAGAAGCACCGGUCUCUUCCUAACCUUUUGAUUUCUUUUACAGACUGUUAAUCAGCUUGCGCAUGCCCUUCAUAUGGAUAAAGACUUAGAGGCUGGCUGCUUGGUCCACGUCUUUUGGCCAAAGGCUAAGUGUGCCCUCUUGAGAGACGACUUGGUGUUAGUGGACAGGUACAGCUCUUGAAUUUUGUUGGGCAUAUAAAGGUGCCGUGAGAAAAUGCACCGUUCUUUGGGAAUGCCCCGGGUUCUCCCUUGGCUGCACUUCCUUCUUUGCUAAGCCUCUGUGCCCAGAUUGGCUUGGUUACAGCUGAAAACCAGAGGAAGUCCCAUGACUGGCGCUUAAAAAGGGAAUCUAGCACUUGGCUGAAUUUUAAGUGUGCUUGCAAAACUAAGCCAAGCACGAGUGCAGACGUGUUCCCUUUCACUUUCAGGUUAUCCAUUUUUUUCUUUUGAAAUGCAGAGGACCUGGAAGUUGGACUUCCUGAGAGAGGUUUAACAAACAAACAAACAAACAAACAAAAAACUGGUGAAAGUGAUGCUUUUCAGAAGGGCAGCUGUGCUGGUCUGCUGUAGUUUGCAAGUCUAGCAAAUUUAUUGUGUGAAUUUAGAGGUCAUUGCUGUUGGUUUGAUCUUAAUCUAGGCUUGUGUUGCUUACUUAAUAGAACAUUUUCCUAGUAAUUUGUAUUGUGGCUCCUCUUUGGUAUUUCACUGGAAGUCAUGCGAACGCAUAAUCAUAAGUAUGCUGCUUACAAGGACCGAUUAGGAGAAUAGGUAGCUAUGUAUAGAUGAGUACAGAUGCAGAGAAGACCUGAAAUUUUACAAUGGAUCCAGAGGUCAAGGGGUGUGAAUGAAAAGUUGCGUGUCACUGGACAGCGCAGGCAAAUUUCAAGAUGCCGUCAGAACAGGGAUGUGCUUCCUGCUUCAAACAUAAUAUUCACAAAUGAUAUGUUACAGUGUGGUGGAACCUGCAGCGGACCACUGUAUGAGGGCUGCAUCAAGACCAGGACCCCAGGGAGAGUAGUUUUACCCCUUUCGUGCCCCCUGCAUGCCACAGCCCCAGUGAAAACUGACACCCUCUCUGUCCUACCCUCCAAGCUAUUUGCUCUGAAAGUAAUGCUUCCAAUGGAAACUUCCUUUCUGGGUCUAAUAGGAGCUCAGCUCAGGUGGUUGUGGUGGGAUUUUAUCAGAGCUGUGUAAUUGGGGGCGGGGAGAGCUAAUACUGCUUUGUCCCUGUUGUCUAAUGUGGGUUCAUGUAGGAACGUCUUCCAUAAUUAUCCCCUGUUGAAACAUUUAUAUUCAUUCACCACUACCCCAUGCAAGCAUUGCUCACCUCUGUUCAUUUCAACACCCCUUCAUUUCUCCCUCCAUAAAACUUGCCAGUCAAACGAGGAAAUCUUCUAUUCGCCACAGUUUCCUGUUUCAUCCAAACCAGGAAACUAUGGUUACUAUGGUAGCUCCUUGGUUUAGGCAGGCUAAGAAGCAACAGUUAAUGGAAAAUUUCCUGGUUUGCGGACUUGCAUUAAGGAAGGAAAGAAGCACCUGUGGGGGAGUUUCCAAAAGGCUAGUUCAUAUCUUGGAUUAUUAAGGCAAAAUGAGGUUGGACUUUCCCUCUUCUGUGUUCUUAUUUCUGAAUGGGAAUAACUUCUUCAGGUUGCUGAGUAACUCUGACUUCAUUCCACAGCCCUGGCACCGAUGUCACCACAGAGCUAGACACCUGGAUUGACAAAUUCUGUUUGGAUGCCGAUGUCUUUGUUUUAGUUGCGAAUUCAGAGUCGACCCUCAUGAACACAGUAAGGCUUGUUUAAACCUGCAACUUCAUUUGCAAUACACCUUUCCUUGGGUCAGCAUACAAGGGCUUGAGAUAUUGUGCAGACUCUUAGUGGAAUAGCAACAUCUGAGUGUUUUAAAUUAAGUCUGUUGCAGAGCAUUUUCUUUAUUGGACAAACAAGCAAGGGGAAGAUGGGAAGUUGAGUUUGACUGCAUCUUCAUUCAAAGGUCUGCUUGCUACAAAGCCAAGAAUCAUUAGUGAAAUUACAUGCCUACUUGCAGCUUCUUCUGAAUUUUGGAUCUUCGCCCAAAAUCUAUAACUGCUUGGGUUUGCGAGGCUGUAUGUGUCAAUUAAAAAACAAACAAACAGCAGUCUUUGCUUUUGUAUUGAAGUUACAAUUUAAAAGACCAAAGGUGGCUCGGCAUUCUUUUAUUUGGGUAAAAAAAUGUUUUAAUGACUGUGCAGACUUCAUGCUGGUGAGCAUGUUGCCUUCUCAAGAGACACUGGGACACAGCCAAACCCUAUGGAUAAACCCUCCCCCCCCCCCAAAAAAAAUCUAUUUUAAGGCUCUUAGAUCAUCCUUCCUUCCAGUCACCCUCCUGGAGCAUGAGACUGUUUCCUGUAGUAAUUAAAUAUUAUGGCAGGCAGAUGACCAAACCCCAGAGAUACUGUUCGGGUGGCAUUCCUUUGGUGAAGCUGAUGUUUGCAAUAGAUCUUCUGUAUCACAGGACAGGGAAAACAUGUGCGCCCCCCAACUCCCAUCAGCCCUAACCAGUAAAACCAGCAGCUGGGACUUAUGGGUGUUGUAGGGCUGCAUCAUGCGGAGGGCCAGAGGUUCCCCAGCUCCCCUGCACCAGGUUAAUAGUGGACAGUUCCCAAUACCUCCUAAGAAAGCGACUUAAAGCUCCAAAUGGGAUUUUAAGUGCCCUCUGCUAUGUGGUCCACACUGUAUGGGCAUCCCAGGGCGCUGUCUGUAAUAUUGCAGAUUUACCAGCACUAUAAACAUGUGUGAAUCAGAUCAGUACCUGGAUGGGAGACUGCCUGGGAAUCAUAUGUAGAAAGGUGGGAUUUGAAGGAAAUUGCCAUGUGGCAGAACCAAAAUCGAAACGAGGGGUCUAGACUGAAAGCCAGGUUUUGGCCCAGGUGCUAUUUUUGGAGGCAGUUGGUGAAGAUGAAGAUAAAUGAAUAAAUAAAUAUUUCAUAAAGCUGGGUAUCUAAUAAACAUAAAAAUCAGCAUUUUAUCUAAACUGAGAGCUGAUGUGGUAUAAUGACUGUACAACAGAGCUGCAAAUGAAAAAAAUUACGGGUUCAGUUCUCACCUCUCUUGUGAACUCGCCUUCAUCGAGCUGCUCUCUCUUAGCCUCAGCCCCCCACCAGCAACAUGGGGCCAACAAUGGUCACUUGCCUUAAAGUUGUCUGGGGCUGAUAGCAGGUGCAGUUCGAAACAUCUGGAGGAUGCCAUGUUGGGAAUGCCUGCAAGCAGGUGUGGGGAAUCUCCAGAUGUUGCUGAACUGCAGCUCCCAUCAUCCCUGGCCAUGAAACACUUUAACUCACCAUAGACAUUUUGCAGAUUUAUUUAUUUUUACAUUUGCUCUUAACGUGCUGCAUGAAGACCUAACAAUUAACAUGUGUUCGCGCUCCAUGUUUCAGAGUUUAAAGGCUUAAAUUUUCCUCUUCCCCCCCACCUUUUUUUUUAAUAGGAAAAGCAUUUUUUCCAUAAAGUAAAUGAAAAACUUUCUAAACCAAACAUCUUCAUCCUGAAUAAUCGAUGGGACGCUUCCGCAUCAGAGCCGGAAUACAUGGAGGAUGUGAGUUCUUCAAUUGUUUUGAAGGGGCUCUGUGGGUGUAUUAGAUUGGUAUUUAAGAAAAACUGUGUAUUUAAGCUGUCAAGAGGUUGAAGUGAGUUCAGGGAUCAUCAUCCCAGGAUAUGCAACCAACAGGGUGGCUUAGAUCACACAAAAAAUAAAGCAAAGUAUCAUCCAAGACCUCUGUAGUGCGUAGUUUAAAAUUUGUUAACUAAAAAGAAAGAACUAGUGGGAACCAACAAGAAUUUCCAAGAGUUUUUAUUCCCUCCAACUAAAAGUGACAUUUGAGGUGCAAAUGAAUUGUUUUGCACUGAGGGGUGUUUGUGGAUGUUUUGCACUACUAACUUCAAAGGACAGUAAUCCUUUCCCUGAUUAGUACUUUUGACUCUGGGAACACAUUAAGGCCAUUUUUGUGACACGGUUGUAGGAAAUAAAUAAAUAAAAGCUCUCCCUUUUCUGUUGUUGGUUUUUUUGUUUAGUUCAUGUGCUGGUGUAGCCUCUUGCUUACCUAAAUGGACAGAUCGGGGGGCGGGAGGACUGUGAGAACACAUUUAAAAGCAUAUAGAAUGUUAGUCAGCCAAAGAUCUGGUUGAAGAGGGACAUUUUUGCCUGGCGCCUAAAGAUGUAUAAUGAAGGUGCCAGGCAAGCCUCACUGGGAGAGCAUUCCACAGACAUGGAGCCACUGCAGAAAAGGCAGAACAGGAAGGUUUUCAGCAGGUGUUUAGAAGUUGGAACAGAAGGCGACAGCUGAUUCUCUGUUGGCAGAGAAUUAUUAUUUCAUUUACCGUAUUUUUCGCUCUAUAAGACGCACUUUCCCCCUCCUAAAAAGUAAGAGGAAAUGUGUAUGUGUCUUAUGGAGCGAAUGCAGGGGGGAGGCUCUGCUCAAAGCUCUCUUUUCCUCGGGGAAAAGCUGCCAAGAGCCGCACACGCACUCUGCACGCUCUUUAAAGGGAGCGCGGCUCUUGGGAGAGCCUUAGCCGCGCGCAGCCUCUCCCGGGCAGGGGAUGAAGGCUCCCCUUGCCUGGGAGAGGCUUUGCACGGCCAAGCAAGAAGCCAGGACAGCCAGCAGGAUCACUGCGCUGCAAUCCCGCAGGCUGUCCUGGCUUCUUGCUUAGCCGUGUGCAGCCUUCCCUCUUCAGGGCAGCAGGGAGCCUUCAUCUUCUGGGAUUCAGAAUAUUUUUUUUCUUGUUUUCCUCUUCCAAAAACUAGGUGCGCCUUAUGGUCUGGUGCUUCUUAUAGAGCGAAAAAUACAGUAUAUACUGCUUUAUAUUUUUAAGAAAAAUCUUAAAGUGGUUUACAGAAUAUUAAAACAUCAGUAAAACAAUUCUACAGGACUGGACGGAUGAUGCUAAAGGCUCUUAUUUCUUGUUGUCAAAUGAGCCUCGCCAACCCUGGGAAUGAUCAGCAAUGCUCCUACAGAUGAUCUCAGCAAAUGAACUGGGAUAUAAGGGUUCGGGCUUCCAUGAAGUAUCCUAAAUCUUUGUUGUUCAGGGCUUUGCAAGUUAAUACAAAGAACCUUGAACCUGGCUUGGUAGUCAAUGGGACAAUGCAGAUGCAGUCCCACCCAGAGAGGCUGUUUGUAUAACUCUCAGCUGAUUGAAGACUGCCCUGAUGUGCUGCUGCUCUCUUUCUUUAGGUGCGCAAGCAGCACAUGGAGCGGUGCCUGACAUUCUUGGUAGAUGAGCUCAAGGUCGUGGAUCCCUCCGAAGCCCAGAACCGAAUCUUCUUCGUUUCGGCCAAGGAAGUCCUCAGCGCCAGGAAACAGAGAGCCCAGGGCAUGCCUGAGGGAGGUGUGUAUUGGAUGUGGGAUCCUGCAAUGUAAUGUUCCUUUGAAAGCGCAGCUUUUCAAAGAAGCCUUAUUAAAAAUGAGGCUUUUGCUGUGUGGUCUUGGAAAACUUGGAUAAUUGAAUCAGGGACUUCCAAGUAACCUAGUCCAACUCCCAAGCCAAUUCAGGAAAUCAGCUGCUACAUCAUUGCUGGUAGGAGGCCAUCCCUGUUUAUAAACCUCCCACAUCAAACCUCAUCAGCUGCUUUGUGCUUUUCCAGGUGGGGCACUGGCCGACGGAUUUCAGACACGCUUCCAAGAAUUUCAGCAAUUUGAGAAAAUGUUUGAGGUAAACUUCCUGAGAGUCUAAAACAGUUGUGCUUUGGUUUUUAAUAUACUGUACAGUGGUACCUUGGUUUAAGAACGGCUUCGUUUAUGAACAACUUGGAUUAAGAACGCUGCAAACCCGGAAGUAGGUGUUUUGGUUUGUGAACUUUGCCUUGGAAUAAGAACAUAUUCCGCUUGCUGUUGAGUACUCGUGUUCCAUUUGUAAAUUGAGUCCCCCGCUGCUAUGGGAAAGCACGCCCUGGUUUAAAAACGCUUUGGUUUAAGAACGGACUUCCGGAAUGGAUUAAGUUCAUAAACCAAGGUACCACUGUAUAUACUUACGCAGCAGCAGCAUUUUUCUAGGAAGGCUAGUUUGAAAUGUUGCAGCUUUUAUCUGGAUAGCUCAAUUGGUAGAGCGUGAGACACUUAAUCUCAGGGUCGUUGGUGUGAGCCCCUUCCAACUCUGCAAUUCUGUGAUUCAUCUGCAACCAGCCGUUUGGCAAUGUUACUCCUGCCACAUGCAACAGGGUGGGCUUUUUGGUGGCAUCCACCCGGAGGCUGCAAGGCGGCCUUCGCAAACCUGAUGCCCUCCAUAUAUUUUGGACUGCAACUCCCAUUCUCACCUCAAAGAGGGAAGCAGAAAGGGGGAUCACCCUCACCUUCCUUAUCUCCUCCUCCUCAUGAGUGCCAAUGCACAAAUGUCCAGCUCUCUUCUAGGCCUUUAGAUUGGAAGCAUACUCUUUGACAGGUAAGGUAAAGGGACCCCUGACCAUUAGGUCCAGUCGUGACCGACUCUGGGGUUGCGGCGCUCAUCUCGCUUUAUUGGCUGAGGGAGCUGGCGUACAGCUUCCGGCUCAUGUGGCCAGCAUGACUAAGCCGCUUCUAGCGAACCAGAGCAGCACACGGAAACGCCGUUUACCUUCCUGCCGGAGCGGUACCUAUUUAUCUACUUGCACUUUGACAUGCUUUCGAACUGCUAGGUUGGCAGGAGCAGGGACCGAGGAACGGAAGCUCACCCCGUCGCGGGGAUUCAAACCACCGACCUUCUGAUCGGCAAGUCCUAGGCUCUGUAGUUUAACCCACAGCGCCACCCACGUCCCACUCAUUGACAGGUAAUUCCUGUCAAAUGUUUGGGGAAGGGCCAUAGCUCGGCUGUUGAGCAUCUGCUUUGACUGCAGAAGGUCCUAGGUUCAUUCCCAAGGUAGGGCUGGGAAUGCCGUCUGGUUUGCUGCCAAUCGGCGUACGCUAUACCGAGUUAGAAUAACUCAAAUUCUUUUCAAAUUCUCUUUAUAUAAGUCAAUAAGUAACACACAUCUGUUCUCACCCCCGCCCCCAAUGUAUUGAUCGACUUUUCUUUGUUAAAGGCAUUCAGAAUGUGAAAUUUUGGCAAGAAGUAUGUGUAGUUGCUAUAUAACAGCUGCUGUAACAAAAUGAUUUGAUGUUAAGCCUCUCAUUGCCUGGGUUCAUUUGACUGCCUUUGUUAGAAUGCAGUUCAAAAGCACGUCAAAGUGCUUUGACAAAUAGGUACCGCUCUGGCGGGAAGGUAAAUGGCAUUUCCGUGCGCUGCUCUGGUUUGCCAGAAGCGGUUUAGUCAUGCUGGCCACAUGACCCGGAAGCUGUCUGCGGACAAACACCAGCUCCCUCGGCCAGUAAAGCAAGAUGAGCACCGCAACCCCAGAGUCAUCCGCGACUGGACUUAAUGGUCAGGGGUCCCUUUACCUUUUACUGCAUCUCUUAGAAGGCAGCAUGUGUUGGCAGGACAAAUCAGGGGUCAGGCAAGAAGCUUUGCAACUGUCACAAAACGGGGUGGGGGGAGAGAAAAGGGAGACACACAUUUAAAUUACGCUCUCCUGAAUAGGAUGGCGGUUUCAGUGAUGGAAUUAACAUGUGCUGAGCUCUACUUCACAAGUGUCCUGAGUUCUGGAUGGCAAAACAAUAGUCGCGGCAAGGAAUUUCACUUGCAACCACCCCAGCAUUAUAUAAUGCCGUCUUCCCCAACCUAAUGUUUACCUCUAAGCAUUCUUGGACUGCAGCUCCCCUCAUCCCUGAUCACUGGCCAUGCUGGUGCACCUCAUAGCCCAGAAGGGCACCAGGCUGAGGAAUGCCUUUCCAACAAACUUGCCGUUGUGCUUGAACUGCAAGGCAGCUAUUUAUAAAAUGACUGGAUUGAACCAUGCCCCCUCCCCGCAGCCAUCAGCUCAGUAGCUGAGCGCAUGCAUUACAUGUGGAAUGUCCUAGGUGCUCAUUGCCUGCCAUCUGACUUGGUUGGUAUCCAUAAUACUAAUUAUAUUGUUAUUUGUACCACACACAAACACCCGUCUGACUGGGCUGCCCCAGCUACUCUGAUCCAUAGUCUCACAUAGGAUUUUCCCCAGUCUCUCUCCUGCCCCAGAUCCUUUUAACUUCAAAUGCCUGAAAUUGAACCCGGGAUGUUUUGCAUGCAAAACUUGUCUAUUUUGUAUUGUUUUAAAACUCAUCUACUGUUGUCAAAAGCAAUUAUUGUUAUUGUUGUUAUUGCAAAGCAUGUACUCUACCGCUGAGUUAUUGUUGGGAGGAGACCAGGUUUCAAGACGGUAACUCAGGUUGCUCCAAUAAUGUUGAUGUGUGAACUUGUUUGAAUUGUGUACUCCUUUAUCAUUUCUGAUGUUGUUUGUUGAAUUUUUUGCUGAGGUAUUAUACUAACUUUUGUACUUCUUAUAGUUUUCUGCUAUGGAUUUUCUGGUUGUGUAGCGCACAGGAUGGGAUUAUAACCCUUUCGCCUUCUUCCUAUUUGCCUGUCUGGAAUCUGACUCUCCUACACGUCUUGUCUAGCUCUAACAAUGUGCUGUUACAUGCCAGCCUCUUGCAUUUUCAUUGCUGAUUUCUAGAUCUGCUUCAUCGAGGAUCAAGGAACUCUCCUUAUGUAUUCUUUUCCCUUUUUCUUUCUCCUUCCAUUUUUAAAAUUUUUUUGUUCUGUCACCUGCUGUGAUCUAAAAUGUCCUGAGUGCAAGUAAACCUAGAUACAAGAAAAUUUAAUUUUCCACUGUUCCCAGAGGACAAGCCCCAUUGUUCGCCACAUGUUUGUAAUUGCACAGGCUGCAUUCAUAUGUCUUGUGAGCCAUAAACUGUGGGUUGCAAUAAGCCAUAAACCAUGGCUUGCUUUGCUGCUCGCACUGGGAGCAUUCAGACCACAGCCAUUGGCUUUUCUCUUGUGAACAUGGUUUAUUUCCUUCCACUGCAUGCAACAAUGAUCAGAACAGCCCAUUCAAGCCUGUUUGCGGCAAACCAUGGUUUAUCACGAUAGGUGAACUGAACAACAGAUUCUUCACACGAAUGACUUGAGCUACGAGAGAAUUCUGUUUGUUUCUUACAUUUAUAUGGCAUUUGGCACAUACAUAGGAUUUCUGUCUUGGAGCCUCAGCUUCAGGAUCUGUCCUUCCAGUGAGCACUCAGGGCUGAUUUCCUUCAGAAUGGAUAGGUUUGAUCUUCUUGCAGUCCAUGGGACUCUCAAGAGUCUCCUCCAGCACCAUAAUUCAAAAGCAUCAAUUCUUCGGUGUUAAAAGGCUAUAGAGUGUUUAAUUAGCCAAAGGCCUAGAAGAAGAGGAAUGUUUUUGCCUGGUGCCUAAAGAUACACUUGGGUCAGCUUAAGUUCUGUGCGACGGCUGCAUCAGCCUGCCUUCAGAGAGGCCUGCAUUACCACUGGGUAUCUCAAAGAUGUGCAAGGUCCUCCUUCAGGAUUGUGGGCUAUGUGUGAAUACAGAAAGCCCGACUCAUUUGCAUGUCUCGUAUUUCUGCAUAUUUGGGGAGUGAUGGAGCAGGUGCCUGCGGAAAGUCCCAAUCAAGAGAACCCUAGCUGAUGCGAGAGACCUCUUCCAGGGCUCAAGAAAGCUGUUACCAGUCAAAGUAGGCAAUUCUGGGCUUGAAGGACAAAUCUGGGGAGUGAUAAGGCAGCUCUAUAUCAGUUGGCAUCCAAAGCCACUAGAUUCUUGAAGAGCACUAGGGUCAUGCCCCAUAUUAGCCAGAAGCAAGCCUGCAUUCGCCGUGGAGCCUACAUUCAAAAUGGAACUGCAGCUGAUCGCAGCUCAGUAACCAGCUGUAGAAUAGGUGUGUUCACUACAUUCACAUGUUCAGUUUUUAGCGAUACACCUAUAACCUGUCAUGUGCACGGUGACUCUUAGCAAGAAGUAGCAACAACAGCAGCUCCUUCCUUCUGAAUGAAUGGCCAAUGCCAAAUGUCUUGACAUUCAUCGUUGCUCCUCUUUUGCUUUUCAUUUGACCAUUGCACAUUACUGUGGCUCAGGGUGGGGAUACCUUGUCUCUCCAGAGAUUGUUUAACUCGCAUCUCCCAUCAUCCCUGACCCCAUGGCCCAUGUUUGCUGGGGAUGGUGGGAGUCCCAAGAACAUCUGGAGGGAACUAGGGUCCCGAUUUUUGCUGCUGCUGCACCAUCAAUGACAGCACUAACUUCCUGCUAUUGACUUGUGAUUUUGUUUUCAAUCUUCCUUUGUUCCUUUUUUGCUUCUGUUGUAUGUUUUUUACUUUAAAUGUGUGUAUUUUCAAAGAUAUAAUUUGCUUUAGGAUUUAAGUUUUAAUACAUAGCAGCACAAUGCCUUUGUGAAAUUCCAGCGUGUGUUGGUGAUGGAAUUGCAGUAAUGUGUUGUGGCUUGGGCCCCUCGCAGGAGUGUAUCUCGCAGUCAGCUGUGAAAACCAAGUUUGAGCAGCACACUAUCAGAGCUAAACAGAUCCUAGACACAGUGAAAAACAUUAUGGACUCCAUAAACGUGGCAGCAGCCAAUCAAAGGUAGGCCUCUCCUAUCAUAUUCACCUUGCUCAGCUAAGCAGGGAAAGAGCCACCGGGUGGCGCUGACCUUUCUUCCCCUUAUCAGGAGAUAGCGCAGCCCUUAGGCCACUGCUGGCAAGAGGUGAGUACGGGAUUUCUCUGGUCACUUGGCCUCCACAUUCGUUGGGUUGUCCCUUCAAAUGCAUGAAAGAUGGUCUGGCCAUCGUACUGCAUACUUUCAGAUUGGACUACUGCAACACUUUCUGCAUGGGGCUGCCCUUGAAGACAACUCAGGUCUCAGUGCAUCCAGUGUAUCCAAAAUACAGAAGCCCAGACUAUAGGCUGGCGUCCCAUUUAGAUAUAAUGUAGUCCCUGUUUCAAAAGGGACGCGGGUGGCGCUGUGGGUUAAACCACAGAGCCUAGGACUUGCCAAUCAGAAGGUCGGCGGUUUGAAUCCCCAUGACGGGGUGAGCUCCCAUUGCUCGGUCCCUGCUCCUGCCAACCUAGCAGUUCGAAAGCACGUCGAAGUACAAGUAGAUAAAUGGGUACCUCUCCGGCAGGAAGGUAAACGCCGUUUCCGUGCGCUGCUUAGGUUCGCCAGAAGCGGCUUAGUCAUGCUGGCCACAUGAGCCAGAAGCUGUAUGCUGGCUCCCUCGGCCAAUAAAGAGAGAUGAGCGCCGCAACCCCAGAGUCGUCCACGACUGGACCUAAUGGUCAGGGGUCCCUUUACCUUUACCUAGUCCCUGUUUCAAAGCAGUUGCUUUGGUUGCCAGUUGGUUUUGGGGGCCCAAUUCAAAGUGCUCACAUUAGUGUUUAAAGCCCUAAACCUCAGGCUUGGGAGCCACUUUAUCUGGUCCUCUGGACUCUCCUUAACCACACACCCUGCUGGUCCCAGUUCAUCCCCACCUUGAGAGUUUUUUUUUUUUUAAAAAAACACCUGUCUUUGAACCCUGAUAAUGCCUCUUGUUCUCCUGGAGGAGUGUGGGUGUUGAAACUAGUCUUCUGUAUAAGGGUAAAAGCUACCCUUCUGUCAUGGCUUCUUUAGUUGAGAUCGCUGCAUUGCAGGGGGUUGGACUAGAUGGUCGCCGGGGUCCCUUCCAGGCCUUCAAGUCUAUAAUUCUGUGACCCCUGGCAUGCAGCUCCCAGAAGGUUGUCCAGAAGAGAAUGCAGCCCUCAGGCUGGAAAGGGCUCCCUGCCGUUAAGGACUUAGGCCCCAAAUAUCUGAAAGAUGGCCUCCUUCCCUGCAGACUCUUUUGGGUGUUAAGAUCGGCAAAGCCCAACCCCCACCCAGGCUGCCUUAGUAGUUCCUCUACCCUGAGAAAUUUGGGCAGGAGAGGGCAUUUUCUGUGGCAGACCCAAAGCUGGCACCUUGAUUGUAUAGCUUUCAUCAUAUGACAAAGAUACAUCUUUGUACCCUUGAUUUAGGACUGACCCUAAUAAAUCUAAUAUGGUCGAGUAAUAAAUCGAAUGAAUGAAUGAAGGUUUUGGGCUUUCCCCCCAAUGACACUGGUUUUUGCCCUUGCUGAAAUUCUGGAAUCCCAAGUCCAUGUUUAGGGAAAAUGACAAGUGCCCAAAUUGCCUCUAAAGCAGGGCUAUUCAUUGCCGGCCUGCCAAAAAUCCAAGCACUAGCACUUGGGAAAAUAGAUGAAAAAAUAGAUCUGCUCUGCGUUAAAGAGGAACAUACCGUAUUUUUCCGUGUAUAAGACGAUGAUUUUUGCUUUUAAAAAAUUAGUCAAAAAUUGGGGGUCAUCUUAUACACAGAAAAAUACAAUAUUUCUCCAUGUACCUUGGGAACUAGAGUAAUAUAAUCGCUGGGAACUGGAGAUGUAUCUGAUUAAAAAUCGCUCCUCUGCAAUGAAUGUGCUAGAUUGCCUUAGUGAGUCUCACUCACUGGCUCCCUUUCCUCCCCGCACCCCCAGUCCAUCUGCAGUAGAAUGAUAAUACUGGCUUGCCUUAACGGAGUUAUUGUAAGAAUAUUGCAAAAUAAUCCCUAGGCAGCAUAUGGUCACACAGCGUGAGUGUAUAAUAAAGUGUAAUGACAAACGGUAAAAACAGCAGAUGAAAAGCAGAGGGUAAAAAUGUUAAGCAUAAGGUGUUGAAACCCAAUGGUAGGUAAAAGACAAUUGGCUAAGGCUCCAAUAGAGAUCAGAAGUUCUCCUGAGCAUGUGAGAGCAAGACAGACUUUGCCAGGUGUCUAAACAUUGAGGGCACCAGGCCAAUGUGGCUAGGGAGCGAGUUCCAGCGUUUGGGAGCCACCACUGGGAAGGCCCUUCUCCCAAGGGGUUGGGGCCUUUCUUUAACUGGCAAGCUGCCAUUCUUGCCCGUGUCCUUGGGUGUAGUUUUGCGUCAAGCCUACCUAGACAGGGAGAGGCAGCAGCACUUUGGUGCUCGGUUUUUCUCCCCCUCCGGGGCAUUGUGCGUACUGUUGGGGUUGAUGGCUGCAUUUCCACUACUUACCUUAGAGUCCAUUCAAUGGAAGAGCGAGAAGAUCAGAAGGACAGGCUGGAAUUUGUCCGCAACCAGCUCAACCUUUUGACAGACGACAUCAAGAAGAAGAUCAAAGGAGUCACGGAGGAGGUAGCCAACAAGGUAUGUUGCGGUAACCAGCCCGGAGCAUGCCGAUCACGGCUGUUCACAGACCUUUGGGGGGCUUUAAAGGGCUUCUGGUGCUGGAACAAUGGCUAGCGAAGACAGUAAGUGUCCAGCAACUUCAUGGAUAUCAAAAGGGGUUCAUAAGAACAUCAGCUGGGAGGUGGAAUUCACUGAGUGGCCUUAGCCAGGCCUUUCCCGAUCUCUCCAGCUGAGUCUCUCCUUCCAUCUGUGAUAAGGAAACUAUUAACUGGCUUGCCUUGCAGGGUUGUAAGGUAGGUGGGAAGCCAUAGCUAAGAGGGUUGGUUUGCAGGCGGAAGCGCCUAGGAUCCCUUCCUGACAUACUGCGUUCAGUCUGGCACAGCGCGGCUGGGAACGGAUCCUGAUUGUGAGGCUAGAGAGCAGCAACUUGCGGAAGAACAUGAUAAAUAGCCUGAAGUCCGCUUGCUCCUGGGCUAGUUGAUGGAUCAGUGGCCUGACAUGGAAUAAGGAAGCUUCAUAUCUUCAGGGUCCUUGUGAUAAUAAGGGCACGUGAUGGGCUUUGAAUGCUUGCGUUAGUUUUAAUCCCAAGGUUGUACUGGAAGUUAAAGCUGCCCUGAGCAUCAAUCUGCAAAGAAUUUAGAAUAACCACCCCGCUUGCAUUUCGUAAAAAGGCUCCUCAUGCUGUUCUUGUCCUUUGUGUGUCCCGUCUUUUCCAGGUAUCUUCAGCCAUGACUGAUGAAAUUUGUCGGCUUUCUGUUUUGGUAGAUGAGUUUUCCUCCGAUUUCCACCCAUCCCCACAAGUUUUGAAACUAUAUAAGAGUGUAAGUUCUGCCCUAGGCGGAAAUGGUUUAGGUUUCGUCCAGUUUUGCUUUGUUGGGGUUCUGCAAUGGGUCUUUUUGUGCUUACAUGACCAACAUGUAGAACGUCUCAAAUACAUCAGUUUCUCUGAGUUUAAUGUGAAGUGUUCAGAUCUGAUCAAUAUGGCAGAGGGAGGGAUGAAUUAAAAGGACUCUCCUUCCUGGGGCAUUUUUCCAGCAGGAACUCAGUUCCGGCACCUCUCAAAUGAGUGCCAUUGCCAUUAUUCAAGAAUGGCAUUCAUGGUGAGCUCUGGCACCUCUUUUUCUAGAAAAAUAGCACUGCUCCUGACCCCUCUCAAGGAUCAAAAAGAUCACACACCUUAAAAAAAAACAACUUAUUUGGCAAAAUGUUGCCACCAUCCCUCAGGAUCUUGGUGAAGCUAAUGUGUUUGAGAAACUCUACAAUUGAAGAGAAAGUCAUGCCAACUGUAAUUAGAAAGUUCGUUUUUAAUGAAUGAAUGAUCUCUUUUUGGGGUGGGUGGGAUAAAAUUAAAAUAUUCCUUCCAUUUCCACAGCUUGGAAGCUGUGGCUGGAUGGUUUUGUGGGAGCCAAUUGAAACUAAAUCCUUCGAAGACAGAGGUCCUAUGGCUAGGUCGGGAUGGCAUGGGGAUGAGGGACCAACUCCCUUCUCUUGCGGGGGCCCUAUUAGUGCCAUUGCCUUCCGUUAAGAGUUUGGGUGUAAUCCUUGACGCCUCCCUUUCCAUGGAGGCGCAAGUUACAGCAACAGCCAAGGCGACAUUUUUCCACCUUCGCUGCAUCAAGCAGUUGGUCCCUUGCCUUUCCCGCCCCGACCUGGCCACAGUGAUCCAUGCGACGGUCAUCUCCAGACUUGACUACUGUAAUUCGCUCUACGCGGGGCUGCCCUUGAAGCUGUCCCAGUAACUCCAGCGGAUACAGAAUGCUGCAGCGAGGCUCCUCACGGGGUCUCUGCCAUGGGAGCAUAUUCACCCAGUGCUUUUCAAGCUGCACUGGCUUCCGGUGGAGUACAGGGUCAGAUUUAAGGUGCUGCUUUUGACCUUUAAAGCCCUUCACGGCCUAGGACUCUCGUACCUACGGGACCGCCUCUCCUGGUAUGCCCCACGGAGAGCCUCAAGGUCCAUAAAUAACAACACCCUAGCGGUCCCAGGCCCUAAGGAAGUUAGAUUGGCUUCAACCAGAGCCAGGGCCUUUUCAACUCUGGCUCCGGCCUGGUGGAACGCUCUGCCUCAUGAGACCAGGGCCCUGCAGGAUCUGAUUUCUUUCCGCAGGGCCUGUAAGACAGAGUUGUUCCGCCUGGCCUUUGGCUUGGAGCCAAUUUGAUUCCCUCCCUCCCUCUCUUUCUUUUUUCUUUUCCCGCUCCUCCUGCAAUGAGGCUACAUUUUAAUAUUUUAAUGUUCCAUUAUUUUAAUGUUGUAUUUUAUUUUUGUUUUUAAGUUGUAAUCAUUCAUCUUGUUUUUAUUAUUUCUUGUAAGCCACUCUGAGCCCGGCCUUGGCUGGGGAGGGCGGGGUAUAAAUAAAAAAUUAUUAUUAUUAUUAUUAUUAUUAUUUCCCCUACAUCUCUGUGUAUGUGUGUACUCCUUGGAAAGUGUUGAAUUUUGGAGAGAGAGAGUUUGAAAUUCAGUUGCCUUAACUUGCAUGGUGCUAGUGAAAUCAGUUAGAGGGCAAUAGUGUUUACCCGCAAAAAAUCGAGUCUGUAUGUUUUGCAGCCAGUCCAAACAUUCUGAAAAUAUGGGGAUGCAACUCAUUACAUCAGGAUAGCACUUGCAAUGUAACACAGUGGCAUAUUUUUAAUAGUGCUGUCUGUUUGCGUGUUUUAAAAGCAUUGUUAGGGAAACUGUACAUAGUUUAACAACAAGCUGCUAGCAAGUUUCCCAUUAAAUUGUGAAGAGUGUUAACAUUCAAACCAUUGCCCAGUGUGCCAUGUAGAGACUCGAAGUCUCAAGUAUGCAAAGAGGGGAGAGGGCAGAGGCCUCUGAUUGGUCUGCUGGUUGCUCCUAAGUCUGUACUGGGGGAGCCUUUGACUGACAUGUCCUGGAAGGUAGGUGGGGCCUUUGGGAGGUUGUCCCCAAGGUGGCAGGUGCCCCCCCCCCCCGCAGCUUUCUGAUUUCUCUUUCCUGCCCAUGCAGAUGAAGAAGCUCAGGAGGUGAGCAGUUUCUUCUAGGCAGCUAGGAUACUAAAAGUUAACUGCAUUGCACAGCUAUUCAUGUUUUGAGAGGCGUUUGCAAAGGUGGUGGCUCAGAAGGAGCAAUAAGAAUGCCCUCAAGCACAUCAUUUGCUUGCCCUCUGCUGCCUCAUUGUGGCUUUUCAGACCCUACAGCUUGGCCAGGUCACCUGCUGACUCUUUGCUUUCUCUGUGAAAUGUCAGGAGCUCAACAAGCACCUGGAAGAGGGCUUGGGAAGGAACCUGGCUGACCGUUGCUCCAGUGAAGUCAACAAGUCUAUGUGUCAGUCGCAGCAGGAAAUGAUCGGUAAGAUUUAUGCAGAGGAAUGCGUAAAUUCUGCUUUUUCACCUCCCUCCCCCAAGAAACUCUUGUAUAUCUAUUUGAACAGAUUUACGGACUAGUCUUUCAUAUCCAAAGUUUGUGCACCAGCAGGGUUGCUCCAUUAGUUUAUCCUUCCUUCCUUUUUUCCCUUCCUUCCUUCCUUUUGCCAGUCCCCUUCCUGAUAAGCAGCUAUUUAUCUUUGUCACUUGGGUGUCCACUGUUUGCUGAUGGGGGGCUCAUGAGACAGUGUGGUGUAAUGGUUAGAGUACUGGACUCUGACCUGGGUGAGCAGGGUUCAAAUCCUCAGUCAGCCAUGAAGCUUGGACCAGUCACCAUCUCUCAGCCUUAACCUACCUCACAGGAUUGUUUUGAGGAUGAAAUGGGGGGAGAAGAACCAUGUACGCCACCUUGAGAUUCUUGGAAGAUAAAAGGUGGCAUAUAAAUGGGACAGAUAGAUAGGAGUUGUAGUCAAAAGCAACUGGAGGGCACCAGGUGGGGGCAGUCUGCUUUGAGCUCUGCUUUCACCCCUCUCCUUUCUUUCCCAGAAAGCCUGCAGGCCCUGCUGCCUUCCGACGUCCAGAGCAAGCUCCACUUGCUGAUUCCGUGCAGGAAGUUUGACCUCAGCUACGACCUGAAUUGCAACAGCCUGUGCUCCGACUUCCAAGAGGACAUCACUUUCCGGUUCUCGCUGGGCUGGACGGCCCUCGUCAGCCGGUACCUGGGCCCCAAAAACGCUCACCGGGUGCUGCUCGGCGUGGCGGAGCCGGUUCUUGCAGUGAGUGCUUCGCAGGGUUUUUCUAGGGGGCUUCAGCUUGUGCAGAAGGAUCCCGAUCCACCGGGUGCAAGUAGCAUCUCCAGUGUGACUAUGGAAGCCUAUGGCUUCUGUUUCCGUUCUCUGAAUUAGUGGGGCAGCUGCCUGCCUGUGUGUGUUCCAAAACAGCAUCAAAUAGCAACAGUGGGACCUUUUCCUGCUCCUAAGUGCCAAUGUGCAACUCCCUUCCAGGCCUUUAGAGUGGAGUUAUACCGUUUGACAGGUGAUUCCUGCCAGACCUUUGGGGAGCUCAGUGAUAGAUCAUCUUCUCUGAAUGCAGAAGGUCCCACGGUCAAUCCCUGGCAUUUUUCAGGCAAGGUUGGGAUUGUCACCUGGUCUGAAACCCUGGAGAGCUGUUGCCGUUUCAGUGGAGAAAAUGCUGAUCUCGAUGGAUCAAUGGUCUGACUCGGAAUGAGCCAGCUUCCUCUUAUAUUCCAGGGCAGGUUUUGGCCUCCUCCCCUAGCCCAGCCCUUGUGUGCGAAGCUAUGAUCCAUGCAAGUCAAAUGGGCCUGUUUUUCCAAGAGGGCAGGAAAAACAGGGAACGUGGUUGUCGACACGGAAUCCAACUUUUUUCCAAGUCUCUCUAUUGCAUUUCAGUUUGCAAAGCAAGCUUGUAGUCCUCAUGACAGCAAAGGUGUGCUUGAAAUUGGGUGGGAAGCACUUGCUGCAACCUCUGCAUUGAGCGGGUUGCCAGAUAAACUGGGGCUUCAGUACACUGCAGAGCCCCUAACCUGCAGAAUUCUGAGGCCUCAGCUUGCACUCCUUCUGGAUAUAGUGCAAGAUUUAUUUAUCAUAAGUUAAAACUGGCUUCUGAGAUACAUUGGUACUUGACCAGUGCCAUCGGGAUCGGCUGUGUCCAGUUAUGUAAGCAGCAGAGCAAAGUGUACAAAAUAACGUAGGUAGGUUGCAGAAUUCUGCUUUCUUGGUGCAGAAUUUGGACUGCCUGGCUGCAGAAUAUGCUUGCACUUUAGCACAGCCCUUUGCUGAAGCUAUUUGAAACCCCUUUUUAAGGCUAAUGCUCCACCAUUGAAUAGUUUCAUCCAUCCCACCGUAGCUCACGAACACACUCACUGUGAGCUGUUUAUUUAAAGCUGAGCUCUCCCCGUUCUGGUCUCCUCGGAAGAUGGAUCUCAGUUUCUGUUCUUCGCCCCUAGAUCCCUCGUUCUCUUGCCUCCACCCCUUGUGCUCCCGCUGCUCCUGCUCUGACCCCAGAGAAUGCAUCACAGGAGGAGCUCAUGGUCUCACUGGUCACCAACUUGGCGUCGCUGACCUCCCGGACCUCCAUGACCGUCAUCAUUGUCGGAGGACUUGUGAGUACCCUGCGCAACUCUGCCGUAGUGAGAAAUCCCGGGAAAGCAUCAGACCUAGGGAUGGGCAGCAUGUGGCGAUGGAUUAAUUGCCUGCCCACUUACUUCCCCAUAUUAUGUAUAUGCAGCGCUCUGUCUAAGGGACCCUUUGUGCCAUGGGGGGCUGUUAACCAGGGGAGCAGUGCUAAGGUGUGCAGCACCGCACAGUGGCCCAGCUCACAUGCUGCACUGAACUAUUGUUUAAAGCCAAACCUGUCUCUCCAGCUGUUUUUGAGCUACAGCUCCCAUCAUCCCUAGCUAGCAGGGCCAGUGAGUAGGGAUGAUGAGGAAUUGCAGUCUAAAAACAGCUUGGGAAACCCAAGUUUGGGAAACCCUGGUUUAAAGCAAACUAUGGUUUCACCUUGCCAACAAAGGUCCGUAUAGUUAAAACCAUGGUUUUCCCAGUAGUGAUGUAUGGAAGUGAGAGCUGAACCAUAAAUAAGGCUGAUCGCCAAAGAAUUGAUGCUUUUGAAUUAUGGUGCUGGAGGAGACUCUUGAGAGUCCCAUGGACUGCAAGAAGAUCAAACCUAUCCAUUCUGAAGGAAAUCAGCCCUGAGUGCUCACUGGAAGGUCAGAUCGUGAAGCUGAGGCUCCAGUAUUUUGGCCACCUCAUGAAAAGAGAAGACUCCCUGGAAAAGACCCUGAUGUUGGGAAAGAUGGAGGGCACAAGGAGAAGGGGAUGACAGAGGACGAGAUGGCUGGACAGCGUUUUCGAAGAUACAAACAUGAGUUUGACCAAACUGUGGGAGGCAGUGGAAGACAGUGCCUGGCGUGCUCUGGUCCAUGGGGUCACGAAGAGUCGGACACGACUAAACGACUAAACAACAAGGUUUAGAUCCUUGGGUUUAUUUUGGGUGGAAUUCUGUGUCGGGCUCUUACAAACGUACCAUCUCCACAAGCAUCAUAGCUUGCCAGGUGGAACGAUCCUCACUCUCUGUGCCAUUCAGUGGGUUCUCCCUACAGCCCCCAAGCCAAUUUUGGAGGGCACAUUGGGGGGAUGGUGGGGAAACCCCAUUGCACAAGUGAAAGUCCUUGUGCAGGGCUUUUGAUGAUGGGUCUCAUAGGUGACUCCUACCCUUGGUUUUUAACUGUAUUUUAUCGCUGAUGCACAUGUCUUCCUGGGCACCUGUGAGUAGCAAGGGCAGGAUAUAAAUGUUAUGGAUAAAUUUAUAAUACUGUGAAUGAAAAGUCUCUUCUGCUGCCAUGCCACAGACAAAGCAAGCAAAGCCUGGUUUUUCCUGUCUGUAGCUUCCGAACAGUCUUCAGGGGCAGCCCCUCUUGUAGAGCACAUUGCAGUAGUCUAGUCUGGAUGUGUUAGAUCAAUGUUUCUCAAACAUGGGUCUUCAGCUGCUGUUGGACUACAACACCCAUCAUCCCUAGCUAGCAGGACCAGCCAUCAGGGAUGAUGGGAGUUGUAGCCCAACAUCAGCUGGGGACUUCCCUGUUCAGGGAAGCUUUUAAUCUGUGAUAUUUUACUGUAUUUUUUGUUUCUAUGGAAGCCGCCCAGAGUGGCUGGGGAAACCCAGCCAGAUGGGCGGGGUACAAAUAAUAAAUUAUUAUUAUAUUAUUAUUAUUGAGGAAACACUGCAUUACAGUGGUACCUCGGGUUACAUACACUUCAGGUUACUCCGCUAACCCAGAGAUAGUGCUUCAGGUUAAGAACUUUGCUUCAGGAUAAGAACGGAAAUCAGGCUCUGGCAGCGCGGCAGCAGCGGGAGGCCCCAUUAGCUAAAGUGGUGCUUCAGGUUAAGAACAGUUUCAGGUUAAGAACAGACCUCCGGAACGAAUUAAGUACUUAACCCGAGGUGCCACUGUAUUAGAUAGAUCCUGCUCAAAUUCUGACCCUGGUGUUCCUCUUCCAGGUUUGGAGAACGGUUGGCUGGAAGGUCAUCUCCCUCUCCCUGAGUUUGUAUGGGCUGCUGUAUCUCUACGAGAGGCUCACUUGGACGACCAAAGCCAAAGAACGAGCCUUCAAGCAGCAGUUUGUCAACUACGCCACGGAGAAGCUUCAGAUGAUCGUCAGCUUCACCAGCGCAAACUGCAGCCAUCAGGUGCAACAGUACGUCUUGCCUGUUUCCGUAACUUGGGCUUCUGAUCCAGAGGAGCGAAGUUGUAGGGCCGUCUCAGCCAUUUCCUCAAAGGGGAUCUCUGCAAGGCGACUGGAAGGGAGGCUUGGGGGUUGCAAUGCAAAGGACUGAGUGGUUUCAACAGAGUAACUGCUGUUAGGUCCUUGAAAGAGCCUGUGACUCUCAGCUUUGCUUAGGGAAGUUUUUAAUGUCUGAUGUUUUAUUGUAUUUUUAAUAUUUUGUUGGAAGCUGCCCAGAGUGGCUGGGGAAACCCAGCCAGAUGGGCGGGGUAUAAUUAUAAUUAUUUAUUAUUAUUAAUUCCCACCUUCCCUAUCCUGUAAGUUCCAGGAUGAAGCUACUUCCUUCUCCGUGGCUCAUCCCAACUCAUUUCUCAUCCUCUCCACAGUUAUCCCUUGGUAAAGAGACCUUUCAGCAUGGGAUUAAAUUGAUCCAGUGGUACCAGCUUUUCAAAAUCUGAUACUAAUUUACACCUCCAGAACCCCCUGCUCGCCUCCCACCUUGCCCCUUAGCGUCCCUCUAGGUAAUUCCACCUCCAGAACCCUAGGGGGCAGUACUUCUCACUUUGGGAACUACUGGUUGAAAGUGGCACGUUGGCAGGACUAAAAUGGGAGCUGUAUUUCAGGGUUUCCCUCUUCUGUAUAACAUAUGUCAAAAAGAAGAGGUAGGGUCUCCCCUUGAGUCAUUCAUGCAUAGGGCAGGAAAUUGGGGCGGGGAUGGGGACAUCUCAUUGCCGUUUCCCCCUCGGAGCCUCCAGGGUUGAACAAGUCGGCGGACCCGGGCUUUCCGGAUUUCUCUUUCAGGGAAAUGGCCAUGACUUUUGCUCGCCUGUGCCAGCAAGUUGACAUCACGGAGAGGAACCUGGAAGAAGAGAUUGCAAGGUUGUCCAAAGAGAUUGCUCAGCUGGAGAAAAUCCAAAACCACUCGAAGCAUCUACGGUAAAUGGCCACGGGGGGGAAGCUGCUUCUGCAACUAUCGAAAUGAGCAGCCGUGAGAUGAAAUAACUGCUUCACUUUGGCCUUGAGGGGCGUCAUAAUCUCAUGGCUGUGUCUUGAAGCAAUAUUGGCGAUAGAUCUAGAGCAGGCACGUACAACUCCAUAGAGACUGCGAUCUACUCCCAGUAUUAUAAAACUGGGAAUGAGCUACCCCAUGGGUAGGCAACCUAAGGCCCAGGGGCCGGAUCCGGCCCAAUCGCCUUCUAAAUCCAGCCCAUGGACGGUCCGGGAAUCAGUGUGUUUUUACAUGAGUAGAAUGUGUCCUUUUAUUUAAAAUGCAUCUCUGGGUUAUUUGUGGGACCUGCCUGGUGUUUUUACAUGAGUGGAGUGUAUGCCUUUAUUUAAAAUGCAUCUCUGGGUUAUUUGUGGGGCACAGGAAUUCGUUCAUUUCCCCCCCAAAAAUAUAGUUCGGCCCCCCACAAGGUCUGAGGGACAGUGGACCAGCCCCCUGCUGAAAAGGUUUGCUGAUCCCUGAUCUACCCAUUGUCAUUGCACAUAACUGUUGAGAUUUAUUUUUUUUGGGGGGGGGAUACCAGGAGGGUCUUUUUUACGUUUUGAAAAACUCGUGAGUAAAGCUUAGUUGAAUACCACCCUAGUUGUGCAGUGAAGGGUUGCACAUUUGAUUCCCAUAUUCUUGCACUGCAGAGGGUUGGACUAGAUCCUUAGGGUCUCUUCCAACUCUAUGAUACUAUUCUAUUUGGUUCAGGCCAGUGGCCCAUCUAGUCCAGCACCUGUGGACUCAUCUACACAGCUGCAAAUAAAACAUUUUUAAUGUGAAGUGCAAUAUACAAAUGUGACACUAGAUGGUGACAGUGAGCUAUGCUAAAUUCAAUGUAUUUUUCAAAAUGUUUUUUUAAAAAAGCUUUUUCACAGUGUUUUUUUUUAUAUGUUUGUAGAUUCCACCCUAUACUCACAGUGGCCAAACAUAUGCAUAUGGGAAGCACGACUUGGGCAUACGGUUCUUGAUUUUAAGUUUUUACAUUGUGUUGUGCAUGCCGUAUGUGUUAACUUUAGUAAGCUACUGUGAAUACUUUUUCAAUGGAACGGAGUAAAUAUCCUCAGAAAUGAUUUUUGAAAAGUAAUGUGCUGCCACACAUAUUUUCCCUCUUUUUUUUCAUAGGAAAAAAGCUGUCCGCCUUGAAGAUGAGUUUGACUGUUUUACAAAGGAUUUUCUCCAUAAAAAGAAAUGAAGAGUAGGCCUCGUGCUUUUUGGCUGCUCCAGGUGGAAUUUACAAGAUGACACUAUUUCCCAUCCCUGCAAAGUCACAUGAAUUUUUCAAGCCCCCUUUAUUCUACUUUCCCAGUUGCUGCCUGGCUCUUUUGAUGCUUAGAAAAUGAACUGUGCCUGAGAGCUAGAGGAGCAAAGCAGUAUUACCACUGAUUGAAUCCUUUUGCAUCUUUUCUUAGAAAGAGAAAUAAUUUAUAUUUACUGGUGCGUACAGAAAAUUAUUUGGCAGUGUAAAAAUAAUAAAACUAGCAGACCUAUCUAGUAUUUUGUAUUAGUGUUUGCCUAAAAGACAGCCCCCCUCUUUCUGGCAUCCAGGAAGAGAAUAGAGCGAAUUCACCCCUAAUCCUGUGUCAAAGUCUUGUAUUAGCUGGAAUUCUCUGUGGGAAUGUGUGCUGCUGGCUUUUUCCAGGACUCUUGUUACAGAGCUGAAGUAUUGUGGUGACAGAUUUCCAAAGGGAUUUACAAAGUUUGAGUGCAGAGACAAUCACUAUGGCUGAGCAUUAGGCAUAACUCUGGAUUUCCCAUUCUGUUGAAAGGGACUAAGACUGUCAAAUAUUAUUUGUCAUGCUCUUAAAGCUUUAAUGCCCUGGUAAUUAGACCUUCUCAGUCAAGAUUAGCUAGCAACCUUGUUUGUAGAGAAGAACAUGGCUUAGCUCAGAGAACUGUUCUGGAGAAACACCCUUUUCAGUGAUGGCAUGGUAUGGCAUACAUCCUUUUGACCCAAUGGUAGUUCUUGAAAACCAAAGUGAUGUUAUGUGUAUGAAGCUAGAGUAAGGGUGUCUAGUUUUGAGGUGUCUGGAAGUCCAAAAUUCAUUUUAUUUGCCUGGCCCAGGCCAAGCAUUUAAUUUCAGGCAGCAUGCCCAAAAUUAAUGCUCUUUUAAGACCCUGAAAUGCAUCAAGACUAUUCUGUUAAGGGGGCAACUGCAUAAGCAGCAGUCUUUAUUGCACAUGGACUCUUUUGCUGAUGGUAGUUCAGUUAGGACCUCAGUGAUGGUCUGCAUCAGGACCUACAACCUGAUGUUGCCUCCAGCUCAGGCUUCCUCAACCUCGGCCCUCCAGAUGUUUUUGGCCUACAACUCCCAUGAUCCCUAGCUAACAGCACCAGUGGUCAGGGAUGGUGGGAAUUGUAGUCCCAAAACAUCUAGAGGGCCGAGUUUGCCUAUGCCUGCUCCAGCUGCUUCAAUCUACCAUGGUUGCACUGGGUGAUGCGAGUUGCUUACCCAAAGCAUCUAGAGAGGGGGGCACCAGGUUAGGGAUGUCUCAUCUGCAUAAUCAAGGGGCUUUCCUGCUUUUCGAUACCCGUCUUCCCAUGACAAUUUUCGGUCAGUGCAUUUUACAAAAAAGAAAUGCAGAAGUUUCAGUUGCUCCUACAAGUGAUCUUUGAGUAAUGCAUUUGAAACUGAUGAAUUGUUUAAUUAUUAUGAGUGAAGGUGGUACGGAAGUUUUUUCUUUCUUUUAGGUACAGUUACAAAAUAUGCAUGUUUUUUUUAAAACCAAAAUGAGAACUUAGUUGUAAAAGAGCCAGUGUUUUUGUAGUGUUGCUUGAACACGAAAAUCCACUGCUCAGGAAGGGCUAAUAAAACUGCUGGGUUGGUAGAGACUUUUGUUUAGCAAAAAAAUUGAGGUUCACUCUUGUAUUUUUACUCUGGUGCACUGAAAUGUUUGACGCGAUUCUCCUGCUUGAAGUGGGUGGUGGGUGGGUGUGUUUCAUUGUGAAUGCAGCCAGUAGCAUUUUUAACAUUUGAUGAAUGUGAAACUAAAACGACACCAUGAACUGUACAGAUUGCAGCUAUUUAAGGUCUACGAUUCUCUAAAAACAACAGAUAGACUUACACACAUCUUUUGUUAUGGCACAUUUUUGUAGGUAUUUAUAUUGGCCAAGGAACACAACGAAUUUGAAAGCUACUCACUCAGUAGCUGCUUUCUUCAUUCACUGUUGUCAUACAUGUCGUUCCUUGUUUCUUUGCUGGCUGUAUGUAUGAAGAUAUGAUGCGUUGGGAGAAUUCUGCUCUCUAAACUGCGAAGGCUCGAAGGGGAAAUCUCACUGCAAUUGGUAUUUUCCUCCCAAGAUUAUCACUUUAUUGUUGGAAGUCCUAACUAAAUAAACUUCUAGACUUCUUUGGUAGUGAAGUGUCCUGAAAUGAUUUUAGCCUGCUGCAGUCAAGUGAUAGCUCUCACCCUCUGCUUCAGCUGCGGAAGCUCAACAAUUUUCUUAAUAGGAUUUCUCCACUUGAAUGAGGUGCCUCUUCCAGCAAGGUUUCAGCUACUGCAGAUCUAGGAAUCUGUGCAGGAACCACCAAACUGAUUCUAGUAUUUCACAAUAUGUAGUCUAGGCCCAAGCUUAAUUGUUGCCAUAGCUAAAAUUUAGCUGCUAAACUAAAGCUCAUCUAAUUCAGGGUCUAACCAAAAAGAAUAUUGGUUGAUCCAGAGAGACUGUUCUUGUUAAUAAGCUUUAAUCUGUAAUUUCUACUUCUUUAAGGGAAACUAUAUUUAAUUCUAAGUAAAACAGAGUGGUCAUAUCGGUUGUCCUAAAUAAAAUGUGAUGUUUAACAUUC
Podarcis lilfordi (Lilford's wall lizard) is the source of this 34265-nucleotide messenger RNA. The record is from the annotation of a GenBank genome assembly. NCBI's taxonomy places the organism in Eukaryota, Metazoa, Chordata, Lepidosauria, Squamata, Lacertidae.